ACUUCAACAUAGGCGAACGUGUAGACAGCAGUUGGAAGUAGCUGCACAGUCCGGUUUAAGAUGAAACCACUAAAAUCGUCGCAGGAAUCAGGGAGUGUGGUUUUCUCACGCUACGAGCGAGUGGAGUGUCCCAGCGACGUCCUCACAGGGGACAGCGUUCCACAUCUCGAGUUCCCAGAGGCCGUAACAGUGGGCAGUGUUCUUCCUGUAAUUGUUAGAAAUGUGAAUUCCCCAGCAAAAUUUUGGAUAAAUUUAGUGGGACCUUGGUUUUCAGAAAGACUAGAUGCCCUUUACAGGGGAAUUGAGGAAUUUUACGAAGCGCAACACGAAAAUUACUACAUGCCUUCAUCCGCUAUAAAUCCGGGACAGUUCUGCAUCUGCCUGUACGCGAGGAAGUGGCUCAGGGCGAAGAUUCUCGAAGUGGUGCACAGUAAUUUGGUGGGAGUUUUCUUCAUCGACUUCGGAGGAACCGUUUUCGUAACUAACAACACUUUACGGUUUAUGCACAACAGUUUUGCGGUAGUUCCUAUACAAUGUUUCCGUGCGUUUAUUCCUGGCGUAAAGCCGGCCGUCGCCGACGAAUGGCCAAGUGACGUGUGCGAAUACUUCCGAAAGGAAGUAAGUGGUAAAAAACUCCGUGCCCGAGUGGAGAGACUGUUCAGACGGACGUACACCUUGUCAGUUGCGUUACUGGACGAUAGCGACAGAAGCAUAGCGGACUUGCUGAUUCUUUGUGGACUGGCACGAAUGGAGUGUUUAAGUACGAACAGUGUGAAGGCUCUCUCUCAGGAUGAGCAAGACGAACAAGGCUGCAGCCCAAUGGUAAGCGUUAAAGACGACGCAGACACUUCAUAUAGGCAGGUUGCAGCGCCGAGUCCUUUACAAGAAGACUCAACAAACUCGCAAGAUCCAUUUUAUAGCGGCAAUAGCAUCGCCGAGAGGUCAGACGUCACCUGCGGGUACGUGACUGUUGCAGGGAAGAAGCUGGUAUUAGUGGUGGUCAACAGCAAACUGUACUUCCUCUUCUCAGACUUUGUUUUCGCGUUCGUGGGGUUGCACGAACACGUUGCGCUGACUGUGCUGGCGACGAAGUCCGCGCAGUUGCCCCUCUGGACACUAGACAAGAGAGAGGUGAAGAGGUUUGUACAGUCGCUGCAGGGGCGCAGUAUCGCUGGGUUGAAAGACUUCAGACCCGGCGCGGCCGCUGUUCGCCUUCUGCCGUUGCCCAACGCGACGGAGGUGCUAAAGUUGCUGGACGUCGACGAUUCACUAACGCAGGCCGUGAGUACUUUCGUUUCGUCCAGAUUAUAGCGUGCCGGGAGGUAUUUCUCUUCGCCAGAAUGAGUCGUUACGGUUCAACCGUCUUCGGUUCUGUGUGUCCGUGCCUGCUUCUGUAGGAAAAAUAUAACCUAAUUUCUUGUAAUGCAAAAACUUCUGAUAAACUUCCAUUGUAUCAAAGAAAACUACGCCUCAUGUUAAACUAUUGUUCGCAUCUAACGAUUCUCAGUUUCAUAAUAACCUAUGAAAUAUUCUGUAAGUCGUGUAAUGAAUCUAAUUAGAUACCUUACCAAAACGCUGUGUCUUUGUUUACGGUCCUAUUUCCUUCGCGCCUAGUAACAAGUUGUGUCCUGCUGAUGGUGCACACAAAGCCAAGUCGCUACCAGAAUCAGUAUAAUUUUCAUAAGUGUUUAUGUUAAGGAACAAACAUUUUCGAUGAUUUGCUAGCAGCCAUAAAAAGUGUAUCUAUUAAUAAAGUAAAUUUUAAGAACCGGUUAAAUUUUUGUUAGUGGACAGUUCGUACUCCAUUGACGAAAUUUUUGUAAGACUUAUCAGUGUAUGAAAUAACGUGUUACGUAAAACCUGACUUUUGCUCAUAUUUAGUGCAGUAAUUUGAUAAAUGUAAAUAACUAUUGUAAGCUGAUUUUCUGCUCGAUGCGUAGCUAAAAUACCCUAAGAAUAAUCAUAUGUACCUCAGCGUAGGGUACAUUUACAUUUUUUACCG
Molecule: messenger RNA, 2002 nt
Organism: Schistocerca gregaria
Lineage: Eukaryota; Metazoa; Arthropoda; Insecta; Orthoptera; Acrididae
Product: tudor domain-containing protein 5-like
Exons: 1
Coding region: 61-1311 (416 amino acids)
Biological process (GO): spermatogenesis
Source: RefSeq, a predicted model, not a curated record